Molecule: messenger RNA, 1560 nt
Organism: Juglans regia (Persian walnut)
Lineage: Eukaryota; Viridiplantae; Streptophyta; Magnoliopsida; Fagales; Juglandaceae
Product: ammonium transporter 3 member 1-like
Exons: 3
Coding region: 17-1486 (489 amino acids)
Biological process (GO): ammonium transmembrane transport
Cellular component (GO): plasma membrane
Molecular function (GO): ammonium channel activity
Source: RefSeq, a predicted model, not a curated record
GCAACGCCGAAGAUAGAUGGCUGCUCCUCCGCCAAACUCGGUGCCUGAGGCGUACCAGGCCGGCACGUCUUUGGCGGUGCCGCCAUGGUUGAACAAAGGCGAUAACGGGUGGCAGAUGAUAGCGGCGACCCUCGUCGGCCUGCAGAGCGUGCCUGGUCUUGUCAUACUCUACGGUAGCAUUGUCAAAAAGAAGUGGGCCGUGAAUUCGGCUUUCAUGGCUUUAUACGCUUUUGCUGCCGUUAUAAUCUGUUGGGUAACGUGGGGAUACAAGAUGUCCUUCGGACACAAGCUCCUUCCCUUCUGGGGAAAAGCCGGCCCCGCUCUCGGACAAAAGUUUCUCCUCGAAUGGGCUACGCUGCCUGAAACUAAUCAGUACUUCAGUAACGGCGAGCUCGAGACGGCCAUGAUUCGGCCAUACUACCCCAUGGCAACGAUGGUGUGGUUUCAGUGUGUUUUUGCUGCGAUCACGAUCAUACUUUUGGGGGGAUCGCUGUUGGGGAGGAUGAACAUUAAGGCUUGGAUGAUGUUUGUGCCACUUUGGCUUACUUUCUCUUACACUGUUGGAGCCUUCAGCUUGUGGGGUGGAGGGUUCUUGUUUCAUUGGGGUGUCAUGGAUUAUUCAGGUGGUUAUGUCAUCCAUCUUUCUUCAGGAAUUGCCGGAUUCACAGCUGCUUACUGGGUAGGACCAAGAUCAAGAAAAGACAGAGAGAGAUUUCCUCCAAACAACGUAUUGUUAAUGUUGGCAGGAGCAGGGCUAUUGUGGAUGGGUUGGGCGGGGUUCAACGGUGGAGAUCCUUAUGCAGCCAAUAUUGACUCCUCCAUGGCCGUCCUUAACACCAACAUUUGCGCCGCUACCAGCCUCUUAGUCUGGACGGGGCUCGACGUCGUCUUCUUCAAUAAACCCUCUGUCAUUGGAGCAGUUCAGGGCAUGAUUACCGGACUCGUUUGCAUCACACCUGGUGCAGGCCUUGUUCAAGGAUGGGCAGCAAUAAUCAUGGGAAUUUUGUCAGGCAGUGUUCCAUGGUUCACGAUGAUGAUCGUACACAAGAGGUCGAAACUUCUCCAGAAUAUUGACGACACGCUCGGCGUUUUCCACACCCAUGCCGUGGCUGGGUUGCUGGGCGGAAUCCUCACCGGGAUCUUUGCAGAGCCCCAGCUAUGCAAGCUUUUUCUGCCCAUCACAAGCUCCAGGGGAGGCGUCUACGGAGGAUCCGGAGGAAAGCAGGUCCUCAAACAGAUCGUGGGUGGCUUAUUCAUCAUUGGAUGGAACCUCGUGGUCACCACUAUUAUCUGCAACGUGAUAAAUUUGGUGACCCCUCUGCGCAUGUCAGAGGAAGAAUUACAGAUAGGGGAUGAUGCCGUUCAUGGCGAGGAAGCGUACGCGUUGUGGGGUGAUGGCGAUUAUGAUCCUUCUAGGCAAGAUCCUAAAUAUUCGGAUGAUAAAUUGCCCCACCAGGCAUCUAGUGGUGCUACUCAGGUGGUCUAGGGGGCGCAAGUUCGCUUUCUAAUUAAGUCUUUUGUCCAAAUUUAAUUCAAGUCUCCGAAUUGGUGGGUGCUUAA